Racocetra persica is the source of this 303-nucleotide messenger RNA. NCBI's taxonomy places the organism in Eukaryota, Fungi, Glomeromycota, Glomeromycetes, Diversisporales, Gigasporaceae. The record is from the annotation of a GenBank genome assembly.
AAAACUAGCUCAGCAAUGAUAGAAGCAAAAUCUAAACUCUGGGAGCCUGUUGAUCUAUCAGAAGAUACUAACUUCUGUAAUAUAUAUAUAUGCUAUAUUAUAACAGAAGUAUUUGAAAGUUGUCAUUCAAAGCUUAAUCAAGAAUUUGCUAUUGCAGUAAUCGAUAUGAUGUUUGAUCCUACCAUCACAACCACUUCUCUUACUGAGGAAUAUAAGAGUGAUUUUGAUUAUUGUCAUGAGCUUUCACUUCUCGAUACACCCUCCUCUGUAUAUUAUAACGAUAAUGAUUAUACUGAUAUAUAA